UUAGAUUCAAACUAAUUUUCAAAGAUCUUUUUGAAAAGUUAUUGAAUAAGUUCUUCGACAAAUACACAGCUCUUAAGUGGAAUGGAAGCCGUUCAAUCCAACUUUUGGGUAUUUAAGGCAGAGCUAUAGAUAUCAAGGGUAUAAUUUAAUAUCGAAUAAAUACAUAUAAUGUAUUAUAAUUACAUCUGCCAGAACUAUUUAUAUAUUACGUGAGCUUCUAAUUGUUAUAAGUAUAGAAACUUUUACCUGUUGUUUAAAUAACGGCGUUAUCUUUAGAGCUUUAGAGCUUUAAAUUCCUCUUAUUUCAUAAAACAAUGAAUUUUACAUAAAAUUAACAAACGCGCUUGUCGAAGCUUUGCGAAAGCUUUCGUCAGCUUUUAAACAAAAAAUCCCUUAAAAUGUUGAGUAAACGGCAUUCAGUUCCAUUAUUGUUAUACGAUAGUUCGAAUAGAACGGAUACGAAUAACAAAGUGUGAAAAAUAUUACAAACAACAUGGACGCGAAUAAAAAUGUUGAUAGCUUCAAUGAUGAUGAAUUGGUAGCACCCGAGUGGCUAAAUGCGCAGUUCCUUGAGGAAGUGCUUCGCAAACUGGGAGAUCACUACGCGAGCAUCAUCUUUCGUGCAUAUGUCUUGUACACCACACACAAGAGCAAGCUCUCCAAGUCGCUGAGGGUCACAAGAAAGAAAUGCUCGAAACCUCGAAUGUUUUUCGUACCGAGAUCGGCAUGUACACGAAGGUGUUGCCCAAGUUUGAGGAGAUUCUCCGAGAGGUGGGCGAUAAUACCAGGCUAUGUGUGCCCUGCAUUUAUUGCACCUUGAAUCCGCGAAAGGUAAUGAUAUUUGAAGAUCUGGUGCUGCAAGGGUAUACGAUUAUAAGGAAACGCGACGCAACAAUUGAGGAGCUGAAGCUCGCAUAUCUUAAGCUUGCCAAAUGGCAUGCAGUCAGUGUUCAUAAGCUGCACGAGCAACCCGAUUACCUGCAAGAAUUUAAAUACGGUCUGUUUGAGAUACCAAAUAUGAGGCAAGACCUUUGUACCACUGGCAUGCGAUAGUUCCUCGAUUUGCUGCAAGAAAUUCCAGAAUUUAGAAAGCAUAUACCUCAUUUCAAAAAGAUGGAAAAUGAUUAUGUGGAUCGUUUGGGAGCUGUAAUGCAGGAGUAUCGCAAUAAUCGCCAACCCAAUGGAUAUUACGUCCUCUGCCAUGGCGACUUUCAUCUGAAAAAGACGAUGUUGAAGCACAAGAAAAAUGGAAGUUUGGAAGAUGUCAUGUUAAUAGAUUUUCAAAUAAGCAACAUUUGCCCGAUAACCAUUGAUCUGAUCUAUGCUGUCUAUAUGCUGAUGGGAAUAGAAGAUCGUCGCAAUAACUACAAGCAUCUCAUUAACUAAUACUUUUCCGAGUUCCUCACAACAUUGCAGAAUAAUGGCUUUAAAGGCGAGUUGCCGAACUCUGUAGCGUUUUGGCAACAAAUGUCCCAGAAUAAGUGCUGUGAUAUUUACUUGCUAACUACAUUUUUGCCAAUGAUGUGUGCCCUUAGUUUGUAUGCCUUUGACCCUGCUGACAUAUUCCAAAACGAAGAUGUGCGGAAAACAAAAGAAUCUGUUGUCCAGAUUCGAGGAAGAGGGAUACUUUGCAAAGGCUGUUUAAUUUGUGUAUGAUAAAUUUUACCUCAGCCAAAAUAUUUAUUAAAAAAAUAUGUGUUGCUUUAAAACAUUUGUUUUUGGCAUUUGAAAAUACUGUAGUUUUUGGCAAAGUCAUAAUCAUGUGUAAGAUUACAUUAUACAAAUAAAAUUUAUUGAGGUAUUUAAACCGCGACCAUCAGUGUGACGACGCUUAGCCCACCACGCUACUCCGCCCACUGCUUGCCGCCUGCGAAAAAGGACAUACCAUAAGACAACAUAACAAAAGUUAUAUUUUUGAAUUUAAUGUAUUUUUAAAUUUAUUAUUAUUGCUUUGAUUGAUGCUGAAUUUGAACCGACAACCUGUCGCCUGUUGUUGGCUACGUUGUUGCGUAUAUUAGUUUGGAGGUCGAAUUUUCUAAAACGCCGCCUUAGUUAGGACAAACUCUUUAACAUAUAUUCAUUACUUAGGCAAUGAGAUGAGCAAAACCUGGGCUUAUAAAAAUGUAAGACCAGGUUUUCGAAUUCAAUCCCUGAAACGAACAACCAACAAUUGUGUCCGCACUUGCAGCCAUGAUUGCAAUAUCUAU
Molecule: messenger RNA, 2207 nt
Organism: Drosophila montana
Lineage: Eukaryota; Metazoa; Arthropoda; Insecta; Diptera; Drosophilidae
Exons: 3
Coding region: 688-1053 (121 amino acids)
Source: RefSeq, a predicted model, not a curated record